This is a messenger RNA of Aspergillus oryzae RIB40, 309 nucleotides long. RefSeq lists its product as uncharacterized. Lineage: Eukaryota; Fungi; Ascomycota; Eurotiomycetes; Eurotiales; Aspergillaceae. Bases 1 to 309 code for a protein of 102 amino acids. The record is from RefSeq and is a predicted model, not a curated record. The transcript has 2 exons.
AUGGCCAUGUACUUCCAUGUUGGAACUACCUUUAUGGAGCACUACAACGACGAAACAUACUAUACCUCUCCGGUCUUUUUCUGGACGAAUAUCGAAAUCUCGCUCGCUGUCAUCCUUGCCUGUCUUCCGACGUUGCGUCCACUGUGGAUCAUUAUCCGAGGCAGGCCUAUGACCUUUGGCUCCAAAUCCUACGAACCCUACAGCUCCUCGAGACAGAGCGGUCGAUCCGCCCGAAACCAUAAGAGGAUUCCGGACACGAUCAAUGAGUUAGACACGAUCAACCUUGUCGAGAGGGGCGCUGAAUCUUGA